Messenger RNA from Selaginella moellendorffii, 958 nucleotides. Its product is annotated as ricin B-like lectin R40G3. The record is from RefSeq and is a predicted model, not a curated record. NCBI's taxonomy places the organism in Eukaryota, Viridiplantae, Streptophyta, Lycopodiopsida, Selaginellales, Selaginellaceae. The transcript has 4 exons. The coding region runs from base 16 to 780 and encodes 254 amino acids.
CUGUUUUUUAUUUCCAUGCCUAGAAGCAUGGGCGGGAGCGAAGAACACGGCGGCUAUGGCUAUGGCGGUCAGUACUAUCCCCCACCCGAUCCAAGCAUUUAUCCUCCCCCACAAGGUGCGUAUGGAUCGUAUCCCCCGAUUCCUUCACAGGACAGAGCUUUCGAUGCUCCACCAUACCCUCCUCCAUCCAAUCCCCCAAAUCUCUAUCCAGCUCCUUCGUACGAGCACGAUCACCACCACCACCAUCAUCACGAUCAUCACAGUCACCACCACGAUCACCACCGUCACGAAGAACACCAGGGACGCCCCGACCGUGAGCUCGGUCAACUCGUGAAGCUUUGCUGCCAGGCCAACAUGGAUUUCAGCUUGGCUGUUCGCGACGAUGGAGUGGUGCUCGUUCCUUCGAAUCAUCACGAUGAUUCUCAGCAAUGGUACAAAGAUAUGAGUUGGAGCACUCGAGUGAGAGACGAGAAAGGAUUCCCAGCGUUUGCUCUCGUCAACAAGGCAACCAGGAAGGCUCUGAAGCAUGCAACCGAGGAGUUACAGCAGGUCUUGCUGGUGGAUUACAAUCCUCGCGUGGUGGACGAGAGCGUUCUUUGGACUGUAAGCGAGGACAUGGGGAGUGGCUUUCGAACCAUCCGGAUGGCGAGCAACAUCAAGCUCAACCUCGAUGCGUUCCGCGGUGACAAGCGAUCCGGCGGAGUCAAGGAUGGAACUCCCGCGGUACUGUACCGCUGGAAGAAGCAGGAGAACCAGCUCUGGAAGAUCAUCCCGCUCUAAAGCAGUAGAGACUCUACUUAAAUCAAGCGGAAAGAGACAGGAAGAAAAAAUCAACCCGCUGGUAAAUAAAAGUAUCUUUUUUUUUUCCACUCCGACAGAUUCGCAUACGACGCCACGCAUAUGCUGCGAUCUGUCCUUCUCACGCGCAUUCUCUCAAAAUACAUAAGCAUUUGGGAAA